CAGCUUGCUACUUCUGCUGAGACCGCAACUAAACCCAGAUGUGCCGGGUUGGGAAGCGCAGUUUCUCUUCAUUUUCAGCAGGCUUCGGAUCUUUGUGCGCACUAAGAUAUCAUCCCAGAAAUGGCAAAUUUGCAGACACUCAGUGAGCGAGAGGUGCAGGAGAUGUCCAGCUUGGUUCAGUCAAAUGUAAUGUCAGAGGUAGUGGCCCAACUUCAGGGUUUGUUGGACAAGUUUAGGACAGCCACAUUGGACAUUGCAGUGACUGGUGAGUCAGGGUCUGGAAAAUCAACAUUCAUCAAUGCCUUUCGAGGGCUGGGAGAUGAGGAGGCAGAAUCAGCACCAACGGGAGUAACUGAAACUACCAAGCAGGCCUCAGUUUAUCCCCACCCGUCUUAUCCUACAGUUAGACUCUGGGAUCUCCCUGGAAUUGGAACACCGGACUUCCAUCCACAGCUUUACCUGGAAAAAGUCAAUUUGGAGCGUUAUGACUUUUUUAUAAUUAUUACUUCAGAACGCUUCAAAGAAAAUCAUGUCCUACUGGCACAAAGCAUUAAGUCCAUGGGAAAGAAGUUUUACUUUGUGAGAAGUAAAAUAGACUCUGACAUUAACUGUUGCAUGUUGAGGAGAGGCAAUAAUUUCAGUGAAGCUGAUGUCCUCCAGAAGAUCAGAGAUGACUGUGUAAAUUGUUUGGAGGAAGCAGGGGUAGGCAGACCCAAGGUUUUCUUGAUCUCCUGUUUUGAAGUGCAUAAGUUUGAUUUUGCAAAACUACAAGAAACUUUGGCAAGUGAGCUAGACAGCCACAAACGUCAUGUCUUUCUGCUUGCUCUGCCCAGCUUUUCCAGUUCCUACAUAGAAAAGAAAAAACAAGCCCUUUCUUCUAUUGUGUGGAAAACUGCACUGUCAGCUUGCUUGGCUGCCGUUCUGCCAGGACCAUUAGUAAACUGCAACAUACAGACCCUCAUGGAGACUCUCACCUCCUACCAGCAACAUUUUGGAGUCGAUCACAACUCUCUUUUUAAAUUAUCAACUAAAACCGGGCGCUCAUAUCAGGAACUUCGCUCACAAGUGACGUCCAGCUAUGGAGUGGAGCUUUCCUAUCAGCGUGUUGAGGAGCUGCUGAAACAGGCUGCCGUGGGCCAGCGCUGGCUGGUGGGAAUGCUGGAAGGCAGGAUCCCAUUUCUGGGUAACAUUGUUAAUGGCGGAGUAUCUUUUGUGGCCUCCUACUACUUGCUAAAAUCUGCAAUAGAUGAACUUGCAGAAGAUGGCAAGAGGGUGAUGAAGGCUGCACUACAGGAUGAAUAUGAUACAACAGAAACCACCAUGGAUGAACCUGAAGAUCCAGGGUUCUUCUAUUUUGAUUAAGUUCAAUACUGGUGUGUGAAUUUAAAAUUUCUGGUUUUCUUUACAUUUUUCUUGAAUACUUUUUCAGGCCAAUUGCAGUAAAUGCCCCACUGCCUAAAUUAUUACUGUAUUAUUAUCUCCAAAUAUGAAGUGUGAUUUAUUUCUCUCCUCGUUGUGGCUUUGUGUAUUUCAGUCUUGAUGCGCUGUGUCACAGCUGCCACCUCACUGUCCUUUCUCUGUGGUUCUUUUCCUCGCUAGAUCUCCUUCUCUGUGGGGUUUGAAUGUUAUUCCUGAGAUGACAUGAAUUUUCACCCCCAGUCCAAAAGCCUGCUGUUAAUCUCCUUGACUUUCUUGCUGCAGUCUUCUCAAGUUUAUAAACAUGCCAGCUUGGUUAUGGCUGUCUGACAUCCCACCUUGUAAUACUCUCAGAUUAGGCACAUAACAAACAUGCUGGAAAGUUUAGGAUAGAGAAUUCUGAUAAUCAAAUAACAUUUCCGAAGGUGAUCUCAAGUAUUGACUCAACCUUCACCCAGCAAGUUGGUAAUUUCACAAGUAGACUGCACGUUCUUGGAUUUCAGGAUUUGUGUAUUUAAUCUUCUGAUGUACAAAUAAAUGAUAGAGUCACCAAAUUUUAUUUCAUUUGAAAUAAUCCUCUGGAAAAUUAAAAAAUGUAGCAGUUUUCAUGCAGGUGGUGUAGCCUCAGGGUCACUGUGCAAUCAUGACAGGGUUCUAGUUUUACAGUAAAGGCACAUUGGAUGGCUCUAAAGAUGUCAUGUUAGCAUAGGGUUGCCAGACAUCCCUUAUAUACGGGACAUGUCCCAUAUUUGAUCAUUUUGUCCCCUGUCCCAUACUGACCUUUCAGUGACACCCAAAUGUCCCAUAUUUAGUUCAUUUUCAAAUUUCAUAAUAAAAAUAUAUUUUUA
This is a messenger RNA of Erpetoichthys calabaricus (reedfish), 2264 nucleotides long. Its product is annotated as interferon-inducible GTPase 5-like. NCBI's taxonomy places the organism in Eukaryota, Metazoa, Chordata, Cladistia, Polypteriformes, Polypteridae. Gene Ontology annotation, molecular function: GTP binding; GTPase activity. Gene Ontology annotation, cellular component: membrane. Bases 121 to 1362 code for a protein of 413 amino acids. The record is from RefSeq and is a predicted model, not a curated record. The transcript has 3 exons.